AUGAAUAAAAUAACUGAGAAUAAGAAAUAUGCUAAAGAAAUUGAAAAGAAAACAUUAAUAAAUGGAGAAGAUUUUAUGAUAGAGCUCGAUGUAUUUGAUUAAAAGUAAGAAAGGCAGGUCCCUAAAGAUUCAAUUAGCAAAAUCAACAAAAAGAGUCAGUCCAAAUUACAAGAGAAAAACAAAGAGAUCUUUUUUUUAGACUUACUUAGAGAAGCUGGGAAAUAAUAAUAACAUCAACAUUAAUUUUAAUUUUAAGAAUAAUAACAACAAUGUGAUGAAGAUGUAAAUAAAGAGGAAUAAAAAUAGGAAAAAGAAAAUCAAAUCAAGCCUGAUUAUUGGAAAAGGAAAACGGAUUAUUAGGAUUUAUCCAAUUUAUAAAAGACCUCUAAAGUUAUGAUUAUUUAGGAUGAUUCUGAGGAAAAAUUUACCGAAAAUACAAAUUCUGUGAUUCCUCCUAAAAUAAAUGGAUAACAGAAUUAUACUAUUCAAGUAUCAAAGGAGUAGAAGGAAAAAUAGAAUGAGAAAACUGACUAGGUAUUGAGAAAUUAAAGAUUGCUAGCUCAAUAUUAAAGUGAACUUUAGAAAAUUAAAUAAUAAAAGCAUCCAAAAAUUUAGAUUUAAUAGAAUAUAACUCCUAAAUAGCAUAAAAAAAUGCCGGUGAUGAUAGUGGAUGCUUUUGUGUAGACAGAUGAUACUAGUGACAUACAUGGAUAAGAAAUUCUCAAUUUAAUUUUAUUAGAAUAAAAUACAGUUUAUUAAUUGAACUAACUUCAUGAAAAGAUUUUAAGAUUGCUUAAUAAUUAGAUUUGA
This is a messenger RNA of Paramecium tetraurelia, 810 nucleotides long. RefSeq lists its product as uncharacterized. The transcript has a single exon. The record is from RefSeq and is a predicted model, not a curated record. NCBI's taxonomy places the organism in Eukaryota, Ciliophora, Oligohymenophorea, Peniculida, Parameciidae.